Molecule: messenger RNA, 3072 nt
Organism: Mya arenaria
Lineage: Eukaryota; Metazoa; Mollusca; Bivalvia; Myida; Myidae
Exons: 11
Coding region: 78-1868 (596 amino acids)
Source: RefSeq, a predicted model, not a curated record
UCUGCUUGCUUAACCAUUUGGAAAAGUGCAGAACUGGAUUAAGUAAAAGCGUGCUAAUCAUUUCCAUUGGGAUAAGAAUGAUUUGGUUACGUUCAUACAUUGUUGUGGUGGCGUUGAUGAUAACGACAUGUGGUGCAGACAGGUUGGCAAGAUUGGAACGCCAAAUGAAACUGGUGAAAGGCUUUCAGUCAUUCGUUGAGUUAAGAUUGGACGCACUUGAAGGAGAUUUUGGCACAUUAACUAAGAGGGUUUCCAAUCUUGAAUCUCUUGUAACCUCGUUCGAUAACGAUACAGGGGACGCUGACAGUGGCAGUUCAAGGACCGGGAAUACUGAAGCCAAACUACAUACAGAACCAGAACUAAACGACAUCAAAAACACGCUCACAAUGUAUAAACAUUCCUUUGAAAAACAUAAAAAGGAAUUAAUCGAUGUAAAUUAUGUGGUCAACGACACAUUGUCAGCGUUUCUUUCGAACGCUUCAAAAACUGUUGACACAUUAGUCAACACUGUCAGUGACCAUAUAAGAAACAGCACUGAUAAUAUAUCAGCUUCUUUGGAAAAGAACGUCUAUGCAACACGGGUACAUGUCAAAAACGAAACGGUUCAGCUAGAAAAAAAAGUUGAAGAGCUAAUAGGCAGAGCAAAUGAAGUUGUUGGCAUCAUUGAUGAGCAGAGAUCUACAAUAGAAGACGGUAUAAUGGUCACCAUCAGGGGGCUUCACAUUACCUGGAGUGACUGGUCUGCAUGGUCCGACUGUUCUAAGUCAUGUGACAAGGGCAGAAGAAGUAGACACAGGUCAUGUUAUGUUCCUCCCACUUUUACUGAUGGCAUUUGCAAUGGUGAUGAUACAGAAACAGAGGAAUGCGUCAUUCACGAGUUUUGUUCAUAUUUGAGUGAAUGGUCACCAUGGUCCCGAUGUUCCCGAACAUGUAACAAUGGAACAAUGACGAGAAACAGAACAUGCCAUACUCCAGCUUCUCUCACCGCUACUUGCCAAGAAAAUAUAACUGAGAGUCAGACAUGCCUAACGUCAUUGGAAUGUCCAGUGGAUGGUCAAUGGUCUUUGUGGUCGACAUGGAGCAACUGUUCCGUGUUCUGUGGUGACGGCGUGGUGACCCGAAACCGAUCAUGUUCCAAUCCAAGUCCACUUAAUGGAGGGAGAGUUUGCCCGGGACAAGACAUUUUAACAAAACCAUGCAACUUGCGGCCUUGUAUUAAAUAUGACUGCAGCGAUGUAUUAAAACUGGGUUUGUCACGUGGUUCGGGUGUGUACAGAAUCACGCUCUGGAACACGGACAAGGAAGUGGAUGUUUACUGCGAUAUGGAUACCGAUGGUGGUGGGUGGACGGUGUUUCAAAGACGCUUGGAUGGGUCUGUUGACUUCAACAGGAGAUUUGUGGAGUACGAGCAGGGUUUUGGCUCACUGGAUGGUGAAUUUUGGAUGGGUCUUGGUCUUCUUCACUCCGUUACAAGCCGGGCUAACAUGACCUUACGUAUGGACGUGAGUUUACCAAACGGAACUACUGGAUUUGACGAGUACUCGGGGUUUUAUAUUUCUCCACCAGACCAAUACAACUUCAAUGUUGACAGGAGGAUCAACUCAGCAGGAAUGUCCGGUUCCUAUCUUCUCUCCGACAUCGGUGAUGAUAGGGAUUUCAACCAUCAACCGUUUUCAACAUACGAUAGGGACGUGGACAAGUGGUUGUCUGGCAACUGUGCCCGAAACUAUGGAGGAGGCUGGUGGUACAAUUACUGCACGUACAGUAACCUGAAUGCACAGUACAAUAGUGGCGGGUUUUAUUACUAUUCCUUCCAAAGAUACACAACGUUGAAGACGUCAGCUAUAAUGCUACGAUUGAGUAAUUAAGAUUCAACCGCAGUAUUUUAAUGCAUUUAAUAAUGGUUUGUGAGUUCAUUUAAAUAGUGUUGCGGAAUUAUGAACUUGAUGCUAUGUUUUAAACACAAUCAACUAUUUUAAGCAUUUAAGGUAAACAUACCCGCCUUUUCCUAAAGCUAUGGAAUGUGCAAAUUGAUUGCUAACUCAAACAUGUUUGUGUUUGUGAAGUUAGUGAUAGUCCAAAUCAUUUACAUAACUCUUUCAUAGACAGCAAAAGGCAACACGCGGAUAAAUUAUUUGAAUUAUUUUGCCCAAUAUCUCGAGGUAAAGAAAAUUUGCCUCGUUUUUUAUUAUUUUGGUAGACUUGUUUUAGUAAUAAUUUAUUACAAUUCAUCGGCAGAAUAUUCCUGACUUAUCAGUUUAAUAUCAAAUUGUUUAGCAUAUAGGCGAUCUCACUUAGUAGUCAUUUAAUACGAAAUAGUAAAGGAGUUUUAUUAUUAUCGUAUUGUUUGGCCACGAAGUAAGGUUCUAGUUACAGCAUUAAUACUUAUUUGCCAACUUACAACGCUAAAACACAGCCAUAUUUAACGCUAUUGAGUACGUAACGUCACUCGCUUUCGAUAUUUAUUACGCUAUUUAUGUAUUGCCGGAUUGAUGUCAUUAUUUGGGGUAUGAACGCAGUUGGGUUGGUUUUAUGUGUGGAGUACGAUGAUGACAUCUAUCACGCAAUUCAUAACUUAAAUAAAAUACAUUAUUUCGUUAUUUCUUUCAAGAACUGUUGAAAAAAUUCUUAAUUUUAUUUAAGAAAACCUGACAGUAUUUAUUUUAUCUAUUUUGUAAAUAGACCGAAUCGACCGUAAGCGGAAACAGUUUACUAUAUUACGUCACAAUAACGUGGAAAAUAUAGAGUACUUCAAAAAUCAUUUUUAUACGCCAAAAUUGAAACGCUUAUGGCAUCAUGUUUUUAUCAUUUCAUCAAUCAACACUUUCUAACACAAGUUUUUCGUGGCCUUCUGGCACAUUACAAACAAUAACAAGAUAAAGACGCUGAUUCGCAAUCCGAAUAUAUCCAACGUUUAUCGCAAAAUAUUCGCAAUUGGUGCAAGUCAGUUCAAUUGAGAAAUGGAAGUAGAGGUGUAAAUAUGUAAUAAUGGUGACAUCAUUUAUUAUAUGAAUAUAGUUACUGGAUACAAUCUUGUACCUAGUUAUGAGAGGGUCUUUAUCGAACGUGGAA